This is a messenger RNA of Dermacentor albipictus, 685 nucleotides long. RefSeq lists its product as uncharacterized. NCBI's taxonomy places the organism in Eukaryota, Metazoa, Arthropoda, Arachnida, Ixodida, Ixodidae. The record is from RefSeq and is a predicted model, not a curated record.
ACCGGUACGCGGCCGUAGACAGGCUGGGAGAACUAUUUCGCACUUGUGCGCGUGCACUCCGUAGAGUGGGAACGUAGCAUCGUUGGGAAGGAAAGUCAGCAGUGUAGCUCCAGGCGCGGGGAAGCAGGCGCCCAACGGGGAAAAGAAGAGGAAGCGGCGGGCACCAUGGACUCCAAGCAGGAUGCGCCAGUGGACGAAGGCCCCACGAGUGGUGCCCCGCAGUAUGGGUCGAUGACCGGCGGCACCGCAGAAGGAGCGCUGCGGCAAUCUGCUGCGGUCAGUCCCUCGCUGGAACAGGUGCUGCAGCAGCUUCAGCGCGAGCAGAAGCGCGACGGCCGCCGCGUGCUCGUCGGCUUCGUCGUCAUGGCGCUGGCCAUCGGCUUCGUCGUCCUGGUGGUGCUGGCGCGCGUGCUGCUGGACGAGGCGUCAGGGGGCCGCCGGCCUCCCGCUCGGCGCAGCCAAUCGGAGGCCAACCGCGGCCGACGCGCCAUGAUCGAGAACGACUCGGACUUCGAGACGCUCGGCGAGGCCGACGCGCGCCUUCUCGGAGACCUGCUCGGUGGGAACCGCACUUAUCUGCGAUGAACCGUCGAGGGGGACUGACUUCUUACCCGUGCACUUUGUUGUGUCUUUGUUUCCAUUUGAGCGAGUGAUUAAACGUCUAUAUUUAAACACAAAAUAACAA